Molecule: messenger RNA, 11664 nt
Organism: Marmota monax (woodchuck)
Lineage: Eukaryota; Metazoa; Chordata; Mammalia; Rodentia; Sciuridae
Gene: Zfp82
Product: ZFP82 zinc finger protein
Exons: 6
Coding region: 2416-4017 (533 amino acids)
Biological process (GO): negative regulation of transcription by RNA polymerase II
Cellular component (GO): nucleus
Molecular function (GO): DNA-binding transcription repressor activity, RNA polymerase II-specific; RNA polymerase II cis-regulatory region sequence-specific DNA binding
Source: RefSeq, a predicted model, not a curated record
CUGCGUGCGGCCCGUUAGGCCACUUGGGCUGUAGACAGUUCCUGGCCGAGCGUCUUCGCUUGGGCUGGGCAUCACCUUGAGACGUGUUCGGCGCCACAAGUGAGCAGUCCUGUCCCGGAGUGUCGGUCCUAGCCAUUACGUAACAAAGGCGCUGCGGCGCGGGGGGACUGGGUAUCAAACUCAGGGCCUCACAUGUCCUAGACAAGUGCAGUACUGCUAAGCUGUAUUCCCAUUCUUUUUUAUUCUAUAGGUGCUUUAUGAUUUAUUUAAUCUAUUUCCUACUGAAGGACAUUUGGGUUCUUUCCAACUUUUUCCCAUUAGAAACAAUGUCAGUAUACUUUUACAUACACCUUUGACCAUGUGUAUAAUUAUUUUCUUUAAUCCCCCAAAUAGAAUUUCUGAGUCAGAGGGUUUGCAUGGUUUAAGCACUGCUUGUACAUACUUGUAAGUUAAGUCUAUAGCAUACUGGUUAGAAUGUUCAUUUUCUCACAUACUUGAUAAUAUGGGCAUCAGUACUAAAGUGAGAUUUACUUUCUUUUGGUGAUUUGAUUUUUUUUUUUUUUUAUUUAAGAGAAUCAUGCAUGCCAGGCUUCUCACACUGGAAUUGAAAUUCUGUGUUUCAGAGGCUAGAGUUGAAUGAAAGCUGGCUUUUGGUUAGAAAAAUAAGGAUUUCAAAUGCAGCUUUGCCACUUCUAAAUUGAAUGUCUCCCAGUGGUUUCAAAUUUUCUGAUUUAUUGAAUGGAUAGAAUAUCAUACUAAAGGGUUGGGGUUGUGGCUCAAAGGUAGAGCACUUGCCUACCUAUGUGUGAGGCACUGGAUUUGAUUCUCAGCACCAUAUAUGAAUAAUGAAUCAAAUAAAGGUCCAUCAAAAACUAAAAAAAAAUUUUUAGAAAGAAUAUCAUACUAAAUAGCAGUCCUGAAGAUUCAGUUAAAACACCCAUUACUUAGAAGUUUAGUUUUGUUUUAACCAAGGAGAAACCCUAUGGCACUUUGCCACUGAGCUGCAUCCCCAGUCCUUUCUAUUUUUUAUUUUGAGGCAGAGUCUUACUAAGUUGCCCAAACUGGACUUGAACUUGUGAUUCUCCUGCCUUAGCCUCCCAAAUAACUGGGAUUACAGGCGUCUGUCACCACCCUUGUUGGAAGUUCUUUUUUUUUUUUUUUUUUUUUAGAGUAGAAAGUAGAAGGCUUUAUUAAAGGACAGCAGAAAAGACUUCUCCCUGGAGGAAGAAGGGGACCGGAAAGCGGAAAUUCUUGAUAAGUGGAUAUGUUUUAUUGUCUAGUAAUCCAUACUUCUUCACUCUAGGUUGUGAGAAAGAGAAUGGUAAAUGAAGUCAGGCAGGAAAACAGUGUGGGUAAUUCUCAUUGAAAAUAGGAUGAGCCCAAAGGAUUUUGGUAGCUGUUGUCCUGGCUGCUGACAGGCUAGGCUGCCAGUGCCUCAGUUUUGCAGUGAUAAUGGCCAUCAGGCUUAAUUCUUAUAUGACUCAAUCAAAACUCUUUCUCACUCUCUGUUUCUCUUUAAUAUCCCCACCAUCAUUAAUAUAAAAGCUGUGUGAAUAUUCAUUUUCAACAUAAACAAAAUCAAGCUAAAUCAUCAUGUAAGAUCCUUUCAGGAUGUCUCCACAUUAAGCCUUGCUUUCUUACCUAAAAAGCUUGUCCUUCUUUAUUUCUUCCUUUGAGAGAAAUCAUUCUUCAGACUAUCCCCUUCUCAUUAUUUAAAGCUCUCAUCAUCGGGCUCAUCACUUUGCUUUCACAGAGACCUGUGAAUGAAAGCUGGCUUUUGGAUAGAAAAUCUUCAGAGCACAUUUCCAGAAUUUUCCAGAAUUUAGGAGACAUUUGAAGAUUCCAAGCAAGGUCACACUGGGGGCCCUCCACUACUCCUAUAUAGAGAGACAUCAUUUCUAUGGCUUCUAGCAGUUACAAUCUUUCCUCCAAAUCUGGAUCCUAAAAGGAUUUGUAAAUGCCACUGUCCAGCCUCGACAUCUAGAGGUAAAGGAAAUAUUGUAAGGAAAUGCUGAUUUUUUUCCAUCUUCUUAUUUGUCAGAUUUUGUCAGCUUUUGUUGUUGUUAUUAUUAUUACUGAAUUUCUCUUUUUAUAUCUAGUGAAUCCAAGCAGAUAUUUGUCAGACUUUGAAGGAGACUCUGGUUUAGAUCAUAUGGCCCCUUAUCAGCCAUGAAAUUUAAGAGGGAUUAGAUUUAUCUAGACUUUCUCAGUUCUCCUUGUAAGUAUAUAUCUGUGUGUGAUGGAGAGAUCAGAAGAGGGAAAAGGUCAUAGUAACUCACAUCAUUUGGGGAGUUCUAGGGUGUAUCUCAGCUCAUGGCCUUGUUUUCCUCCCCCUAGUUCUGGCCUCUGUGGAUUCUACUUCCCCUGGCAAACAAACCCCAAGGAGGACUUAACCAUUUCUUGAAUUACUAAAUCAUGGCCCGGGGAUCAGUGAUGUUCAGUGAUGUAUCCAUAGUCUUCUCUCAGGAAGAGUGGGAAUACUUGGACUUGGAACAGAGGGACUUAUACAAAGAUGUGAUGCUGGAAAACUAUAGCAACUUUAUCUCACUAGCAGGGUGCUUCAUUUCUAAACCAGAUGUGAUUUCCUUAUUGGAACAAGGAAAAGAUCCCUGGAAAAUUAUGAAGAAAGGAAAAAGACAAUAUUCAGAUUUGGAGACCAGGUGUGAGACCAAGAAGUUAUCUUCAGAAAAUGACAUUUAUGAAAUAAAUUUAUCCCAGUGGAAGCUAAUGGAAAGAAUUAAAAACCAUGGCUUUAAGGGCCUCAUUUUAAAAAAUGAUUGGGAAUCCAAAAGAAAAUUUGAAGGACAAGAGGGACCUCAAGAGGGAUACUUCAGUCAAGUGAAACUCACAUCUGAAAAAGUAUCCUCUUAUCAAAAGCGCACAUCUGUGACUCCACGUCAGAGAAUUCAAUUAGUGGACAAACCCUAUGAAUGUAAGGAAUGUGGGAAGGCUUUUAAAGUACGCCAGCAACUUACUUUUCAUCACAGAAUUCAUACUGGUGAAAAACCCUAUGAAUGUAAGGAAUGUGGGAUGACCUUCAGACAAACUGCACACCUUACUCGACAUCAGAGACUUCAUUCUGGAGAAAAACUUUAUGAAUGCAAGGAUUGUGGGGAAGCUUUCAUGUGUGGCCCAGAUCUUCGAGUACAUCAGAAAAUUCAUAUUGGUGAGAAGCCCUAUGAAUGUAAAGAAUGUGGGAAAGCCUUCAGAGUUCGAGGACAACUUACUCUCCAUCAGAGGAUUCAUACUGGUGAGAAACCCUAUGUAUGUAAAGAAUGUGGGAAGGCCUUUAGACAGUAUGCACACCUUACUCGACAUCAAAAGCUUAAUAUUGCUGACAGACUGUAUGAAUGUAAAGAAUGUGGGAAGGACUUUUUGUGUGGCUCUGGACUUAGAGUACAUCACAAACUUCAUACUGGUGAGAAACCCUAUGAAUGUAAGGAAUGUGGGAAGGCUUUUAGAGUAAGACAGCAACUAACACUCCAUCAGAGAAUUCAUACUGGUGAGAAACCCUAUGAGUGUAAGGAAUGUGGAAAAACCUUUAGUCGUGGUUAUCAUCUUAUUCUCCAUCACAGAAUUCAUACUGGUGAAAAACCUUACGAAUGUAAGGAAUGCUGGAAGGCCUUUAGUCGUUACUCACAACUUAUUUCACAUCAGAGUAUUCAUAUUGGUGUUAAACCCUAUGAUUGUAAGGAAUGUGGAAAAGCCUUUAGACUACUUUCACAACUUACACAACAUCAGAGUAUUCAUAUUGGUGAGAAACCCUAUAAAUGUAAGGAAUGUGGGAAAGCCUUUAGAUUGCGCCAAAAACUUACUCUACAUCAAAGCAUUCACACUGGUGAAAAACCCUUUGAGUGUAAGGAAUGUAGGAAGGCCUUUAGACUCAAUUCAUCUCUUAUCCAACAUUUGAGAAUUCAUUCUGGUGAGAAACCCUAUGAAUGUAAAGAAUGUAAGAAGGCCUUUAGACAACAUUCACACCUUACCCAUCAUCUGAAAAUUCAUAAUGUAAAAGUGUAAGAAAAUCUUAUCAGUCCUAUGUUGUAGAACAUUCUAUGAAUGUAAUAAUCUCUUUUGCUUCCUACAUGUAGCUGACUUGGCGUAAGGGGUUUUAUACCAUUAAAAGGCUAUGUUGAUAUGUUCUACCAUCAUUUCAGCACAUUUGUUGUAACUGAUCCUAUUAAUAUAACAAUGUGGGAAAGAUACUUAUCUCUAUCCCAUCACUUUUUUCUUUUGGUUAUAUUGAAGAAGACACAACUGCUCUGUGCGGUAAUUUCUUCUUUGUAAAAUGAUGGUAUAAAACUGUAGCAAAAAUGGCUGCAAAUUCUUGACAUUGUUCCCAUUAACAGAUGGAGUCCAUAUUUCCUCCCUUGAAUAUGGGCAGAAUCUGUGACUGCUUUGUCCAGUAGAACAUAGUAGAAGUACUUCUGUGCCAGUUUCUGGGCCCAUGCUUUACUGGUAAGGUUACUUCAUCUCUUAAAACACUUUCUCAAGCUCUGAACUGUCAUGUAACAAAGUCUAGCAAAUGGAGAAGCCCUGAGAUUAUAUAUACAGGGAGAGAUAUCUGAUGAAUCCAGUCUUCCAGACAUGCCCUUUAAGACACCAGAUAUUUGAUUGAAAGAGUUUUUGAUCCUCUAGACCAGCUGAUCACCACUGAGUAACCUCAGCUGACACCAUGUGGAAUAGAAGACUCAACCAGUUAAGUCCCUGCCCAACUCCUGAUGCACACAAUCAUAAAAGAAUUUAAAAAUUGGUUGUUGUUUUAAGCCACUAUAUUUUGUUUUAUUUAUUUUAUUCUUAAUAUUAAUCUUUUGAGAAUUCUUUUGAAAGACUAUGCUUAGUGGUUAAGCACUCUUAGGUUCAAUCCCUGGUACAAAAAAAAAAAAAAAGACUAUAGAAGUAAUGAAUAUAAAUAUGCCUUCUACCAACAUUUAUCCCUUAUUCUUGUUAAAAUACUGAAAGUGAGAAAUUAUUUUCCAGUUUAUAAUAAAACAGGUAUUCUACAAUCUACAUUCUCAAGUCCUAGUUAAUAUUUAAUUAAACGCUAACAAAAGAUUACAUAAAAGAAAGCUAUUUGUAAAUUUAAACUUACCUGUAUUAUAACUCCUGCAUUUUUUGCCCCCUUGGAGAUGAGUUUUUUGCCAUGUUCCCCAGGCUGGUGUCCAAACCGCUGAACUCAAGUGAUCCCCAGUCUCCCAAGUACUGAUUUACAGUUGUGUGCCACCACGCCUGCCUACAUUGUUUGUUUAGUCACUCCUUUGUAACUUUAAAAAAAAAUGCUGGAUUAUUCUACAUAGGCUAGUUCGACUCCCUUCAUAUUGGCUUCUGUGUCCUUUUUUUUUUUUUUUUUUUUUUUUUAGACCACUGUAGCCUUUGAUUGCUUUUUUUGCUAACCAAAUGCAUUGAUCAACUAUGGAGCACACUAGUGCAUUAUUGAUAAAUAAAGGGAAAGACUGGAACAUUUAAAUCUUUCCUUGCCUUUAUGAACUGCAUUUCAAAACAACCAAAAGUUGUGAAGGAUAGAUUAUUAAUAGAAAAUUCUAGCUGGUAAAGAUCAAAAGGAGUGAUAGAAUUUGAAAAUUAUGCUUAUUUAUAAAAUAAUGGGUCUUGGUGGAGAUAUCCAUGGAUACAAGACCAUGGGUGAAGGAUUGAUAUAAAGCUUAUGAUUGGUGGUGCUGAAUGGCAGCACCCACUAAUCUACAUUAACAUUUCUAAAUUAGAUCAGCCAGGCUAUGCCCUUCUAUAUGUGAUACAAUCAAUAUACAAAGUAUCUCCUGUGAAAUAUUCCCCCCCCCUUCCCCGCUAAAAAUUUGCUUCAGAAUUACAACUUAGUCUCUGAAUCUAAUUACCCCUUUACAGGAAACAUGGAGAACUAAGGAACACUAAGGAACAGAUUAGUGACACAAAGAAGCAAAUAAUGAAAUCCACAAUUUGAAAAGUUUCCUGAAUUAAUGGUUUAAUUUCUUAACCAAAAUACAUAUCAAGAACAAAAAGAACCAUAAUCCUAUGUCAAGAAUAAUAGACAUAUCAAGUACAGUGUAUGGAACAUAUUGGUAUCCUUGUGUUUUAACAUUUUGAUGUACUUGGGAUUUAUUUUAAUUACGCAUGGUGAUAGACAUAAAAAUGAUUGUCUUGAAGAAAGUUUAUUCUCAGAUCCCUAAAAAUAGGUAUUCUACUAUCUAUCAGGAGGCAUGGCUUGCAUGUAGGGCCAUAUGGGGAAGCACCCAAAGACUUGGGUAAAAGCAGAAAUAGAGAGGAUAAUGCAUACCCCAAGGCCUUUAUUAGUGAUUUGUUGUUUAUUGUUUUAUUUGGGGGGAAGGAAUGGGUAAGGCAGGCUAGACACUUGAGUACUUUUAGGGUGGAUAGUUUGAAUAAUUUUGGCAGAUUCUGUGCUACAGAGGUGAUUCCUAGUUGUGAGGUGAUUCCUAGUACCUGGCCCUAGGGUAAUUUAGGGCUGGGGAGUUUUGAUGCGGUGUGUGAGUUUGAUAAAGCAUGGUUGGGAAUAUGGGCUCUGGAUUGUUUGGUUUGUAUAUCAAAGAUCUACUCACAGGGGAACUAUUGCUAUCUAUGCAUUAGCUAGUCUUGGGAGGAAUCUUCAAAAUCAAGGCCUGAACUGCCAGAGCAUUAAGGGUACAGAAAAUGCAGUCAGUCCAACCUUGAUUUGGACAAAUUAGUGACAAUGUUUUUAUAUAUUGUGUAAAUAUAACCAUGGAUUAUGUAUUAAAUGAUACUAAGCAAUUGUUCAUUAUGUUAGGCAUUAUGUUGGCAUUAUGGGUGUGUGUAUAAGUAUGUGCUAGAGAUCUAUACUGAAGUAUUGAAGGGUAAAAUUAUAUCAUGCCCUAUGAUUUGCUUUAAAAUGUAGUCAUGCAUCACAUAAUGAUUUUUCAGUCAACAGGGCCACAGGGCUGGGGCUGUAGCUCAGUGGCAGAGCACUUGCCUUGCAUGUGUGAGGCACUUGGUUCGAUCCUUAGCACCACAUGAAAACAAACAAAUAAAAUAAAGGCGUUCUGUCCAUCUACCCAAAAAAAAAAAAAAAAAAAAGUUGACCAUAUGUUCAACAUUGAUCCCAUAAGAUAUUAUCACCUAUUAUCUUAAUGUCAUUAAUGUAAUGUCAUUAAUGACAUUAAUGUCAUGAUAUUAAUGUAAUGUCAUUACCCAUCUUAGGUGUCAAAGUAGACUCUGUGAUGUUUGCAUAACAAUGAAAUCACCUAAAGAUGCAUUCCUUAGAAAGUAUCCCUGUAAGUAACUGAAAAUAUGUGGGAGGAAUAGAUGAAACAAGAUUGGCAAAAUGUUGCUGUGUUGUAUCUUGAUAAUAGACACACAGGGUUCAUUGUGCUAUUUUUACUAUCUUUACGUAUAUAUGAAAAUUUCCAUAAUAAAAAUUUUAAGGUAGAGAAUCAAAUCUGAAGUGUUAAAAUAUUUAGAGAUGAAUAAUAAUGUGUUGCCUACAAAUGAAAAUUUGUGGGAAAUCACCAAAGCUCUACUAACAGAAAACCCCAAACAAUGCAUUUAGAAAACCUGGAUUGAGGAACCAGUGUUUGUCUUGUUCACCAUGCUUUUCCCAAUACCUAUAAUGACUGUCACGUAACAGGCAGUUGAUAUGUAAUGGAAAAAAAUUAGCAUUAACUUAAGCUAGAAGAUUAAAAUAAGAAGAAAAAAAACACUAAGGUGUUUGUUACCGUGCAUAUCUGGAAUGUUCCCCAAAGGCUCAUGUGUUGAAGACUUGAUCCCUAGCUGGUGGCAGUAUUGGGAGAUGGCAGAAACUUUAGGAGGUGGGGCUCAAUUGGAGGAAGGAGGUGACUGGUGGCAUGUCCUUGAAGGGUAAAUAUUGUCCUGGCCUCUCUCUCUGUUCUUCACUGCUGCCAUGAGGUAAGAAGCUUUGCUUCACUAAUGUUCCCUUCACUACAGGCUCAGAAACAAUGGAGCUACCCAGCUGAAACCAUGAACCACACUAAGUCUUUCCUCCUUUAAGUUGAUUUCCUCAGGUAUGUCGUCACAGUGAUGAAAAGCUAAUGGAUACAAUAAGUAGUAGGAAGUAAUUUAUAUGAUAAAAGAAAUAAAUGGAACAGUUAAUAAAGUAGUAGACUCUAACCAAGGGUGUUCUCUUUGCAGAGAUCAUUAAUACAGAAUUGGCAGUUAUUGAGGGGGGGAAGAUGAAUCAGUUACAGCUUUAUGUAUGAGAAAGGUGAAAUAGCUAAAUAUAUCAAGGAGAUUUUAAAAAUUUAAGUUAUAUGUUAAUACAUACAUAUAGUUGCAUAUGUAUAAACAAACAGAGAAUGAGUUAUCCUAAGAAACCUAAAUUAUCAAAAUUGGCUCAAGAUAUUACAGAUACCCUGAACAGAUCUAUAGACAAAGGAAAAAAUGAAAUGUGGUUAUGAUCUUAUUUUUUAAAAAGAAAGAAUUAAUAGUUUUUCAGGUAAUAAAAUAUUUUAAAGAACUAAUAAUCUCUAAUAAAAUUCUAGAUUAUUCUAUAAUGCAAAUAUCCUAAUAAUAAAAAUAGAUGAGAGGGCUGGGGUUGUAGCUCAUUGGUAGAGCACUCACUCACCUAGCACAUGUGAGGCCCUGGGUUCGAUCCUCAACAUCACAUAAAAUAAAGGUAUUGUAUCCAAUUACAAUAAAAAUAAGUAUUUAUCAACAACAAAAAAAGAUGAGAAUACCAUCUCAAAAGAAAAAUCUGGACCUAUUUUACUUAAGAUACAUGCACACAUUAGUAAAGUAUCAGUAAAUUGAAUGCAAUAUCUAUUAAAAUAAUUAUAAAAUAUAAAAUAAUCUUGCCAGAAAUACAUAGGGCUCUGACCUCUUGUGAUUUAAUUAUGUAUUUAGAUUUUUUUAGGGUUUUUUUUUGUGUGUGUGUGUGUGUAUGUGUGCAUGCAAGAGAGAGAUGCUGGGGAUUGAACCCAGGGCCUUGUGCAUGUGAAGCAAGCACUCUACCAACUGAGCUAUAUCCCCAGACCCUAGAUUUUUUUUAUUUCUAACUUGAACAAUUUAACAAUGUUGGACAAAAGACAUGACCCAGCUCCAUUUUUUUUUUCAGUUGUAGGCAACAGAUAUAAUCCCUUUAUUUAUUUAUUUUUAAUGUGUUGCUGAGGAUUGAACCCAGUGCCUUACACAUGCUAGGCGAACACUCUACCAAAUAAGUUACAACCCCAACCCUCCAAUGAUUUUUUACAUUAUUUUCCUAACUAUUUUCAUUUAUCUGAAUUUCAUCAACUUUGCUCACACUUGUAAUUCCAGCAAGGAGACCUCCUCGCAAGUUCAAGACCAGCCUCAGCAAUUUAUACACAUGAAAACAUAGAAAUUCAACAUGAAAAUUUAUUGCCUCUGGCCUAGUCUGCUUUGUGCUGCUAUAAGAGAAUACUGCGGACUGUAAUUUGCAAUGAAUAGGAAUUUAUUGGCUAAUGGUACUGGAGGUUGAAAAGGCCAAGAUUUGAGGGGCUGGCAUCUAAUGAGAGCCUUUGUAUUCUGUCAUCCCAUGGUGGAAGGAAAAAUUGAGGAUAAGAGAGAGCAAGAGGGGUAAGCUUUCCCUUUUAUAAUAAGAAACCCACUUCUAUAACAAACCCAUUCUCAUGAUAAUCCUCUCAUGAAGGUAGAGGCCUCAGUGGCAAAACAUUUGCCUAGCUAUGCAAAGCUCUGGGUUCAAUCCCCAGUACUGGGGGUGGGGAGAGAAAGAAGAGGAACCCAUUUCUGCAAUAAAUAACCCACUUCCAAAAUGAUGACAUUAAUCCAUUCAUAAAGACAGAGGCCUUAUGACAUAUUCAUCUUUUCCAGGUCCCACCUCUUAUGAGUGUCCCACUAGGGAUAAAAUUUUCCAACACAUGAACUUUGGGGUGCACAUUCAACCUAUAGCACCUUCUACAAAUUAAAAUGAAUAUUGUCACAACUGUUUAUUUUCAACCAAAUCUCUGAUGCCACUAAAGAUAUACCUUAAGAUUUGUACUUCCCAAGUCUAUUUUGCUCUGAUUGGGCAGUUGUCGCUAAUCAAUCAUUCAUCAUCUGGAAUAAUACAUCUUUACCACUCAGGAUUUCAAAUUGUUUGUAUUCAUAAAGAGUAAAAUUAACACAAAAAAUAAUAUCUUAAGUAAAAUUACUGAUAUAAGAGUAAAAUUAGUUUUUGCUUAUAGAUGGAUGUUUGAUAACAAUUUGUAACAAUCUGUAACAAUUUCAUGUUAACAGAGGUUUCUUGGAGUCAGCACAUUUACUGAAAUUUUCUGAAAAUAUAGUACUUAAUAGUAUUUGAAGAAAAUGUUUUUGUUAAAACAAGCAUAGGAGCUCUGCAUGCCAUAUUUUUUGGGGUAGGAAUCACAUUAAGUGCCUAUAAAAAUAUUCACAGACUGUUUCAUUUUAUCUAAACCAAAAACAUCUCAGACUUCAUAUAGAAUUUGUAUUCCCCUUACCUAUUCCAGAUGUUCUUGGGCAGAUGUUGCCAUUAUCAGAAGUACUUCAAGGAUUGAAAUGUCUCCAUUAUGGCAGAUCUAUGGUUGUAUGGCAAAGAAAGCAACUAACAUGCUAUGUACCCAGCUGCUUGCAUUUUUAAAACUUAAAAUGGUGCUUUUUUAGGGGAUUAAAGGCAUGACUCAAUGGUAGAUCCCUUGCUCAACAUGCAUGUGGCCCUGAGGUUUGAUAUCCAGCACUCCACAGUCUAUACAAGGUGCUUUUUCAAUGGAAUAGAAAACCCACAGGCCCUGUCUGUAUUUAAACCUUUUAUGGAUAAAUAUUUUUAUUAUAUACAAUUUUUCACUGUGAAAAAUGCCUUACUGAAUAUCUCUGUGUUUCUUGCUAUACAUGAGAGUUUUUCUAAGGUGCUUAUCAAAAAGCGAGAUUACUCUCUCACAAUUUAUGUUCACUUUCACCCUUGUCGGAUAUUGCUACAGAAGUAGAGUAGCAUUAUGGUAAAUUUAUAAUGCCUUUAACUAGUGAAGCAAUUCCUUAUAUCCAUGUCUGGUAUGAGUUUUAAUAUUUUCUUGGUUAAUAAUGAGUUAAGCAUCUGUAAACAUCUGUUUCAUGACUAAACAACUUGCUAAUUCACAUCUUGCCCAUUUAAAAAAAAUUUAUGUAAGAUUUGUGAUAUUCUUAUCCAGAUAGUAAUCCUUUAUGUGUUAUAAGUGAUGGAUUUAACUGUCUUCCAGGUUGUGGCUUAUAUCUGUAUUUAUGGUGAUUUUGUCAAGUUAAAAUUUAAAUAUGAAUGCAAUAAUAGUUUUCAUUAUCACAAAAGAUUUUCAAAGGCCUAAUCUUUUUAAUUUUAUGUUUUACUAGACUCUUAGUUUUCUAAACAGUUUUGUUAACUGCAAAUAGAUAUAAUUUUGGUUUUUCCUGAAUAUGUAUAGUAAUUAUUUUAUUAAUCUUAUAAUAGAACCUUCAGAAAAGGUUUAGUGGGAUUAUUGAUGAUAGCAGGAUCUAAUUAUUUCUCCAAAUUUAAUGGAAAUCAGUGUAAUAUUUACUCUAGAUUUAAAUAGACUGUUUGUCUCAGUUGUUUCUUGAAGACCCUACUUAUCUUUUGUUAUUAGAAAUGCCAAUGGAAUAUUGUCAGAUGCCAUUUUGGCACAAUAAUGUUUUUCUCCUUGAAUUUGUUAAUGUGAUCUGUGGUCAUUAAGGCAGUAUGGUAUUACUUAAGAAUGAAAAAAUAGAACAAUGGAUCAAAAUAAAGAACCCUAAAAAAGGCCCAACAUA